Molecule: messenger RNA, 2954 nt
Organism: Hemibagrus wyckioides
Lineage: Eukaryota; Metazoa; Chordata; Actinopteri; Siluriformes; Bagridae
Exons: 7
Coding region: 351-1241 (296 amino acids)
Source: RefSeq, a predicted model, not a curated record
AGGUCUGCAGCUUCUUCUGUUGUUAUGAUGUGGGCUGUUCCUUUAAUCUUGUGGGUGAUUUCAUUAGUGCUGAAUGUAGGGCGGAAUGGCAGAACGUCUCUCAGUGUGUCCAGAUCACCUCCAGUAGUUGUGAUCUGUCUCAGGUCUUCACCGAUUUGGAUCGCUACAAGUUUGUCAGGCUGGAACUGAACCAGGGAAAUUGGAAAAGAAAUCUGACUUCACAACUUUGUGACCCAGUCAAAGAAUUGAAUGCGAGUUUUAGCCCCCCCUCGCUGUCCCUCUCUCUGAAGGAACAGCAGCUCUGGGUGGAGGUGAGCUUUCCAUGUGCUCCGAACGCUAUCUGUCCGGCUAUGAAUAAGGAUGAGGAUGACUAUGAGGAAGAUAAUGAAGAGGAAAUACCAACCUGCUGUCCUGUGACCGAUUUCCUGCCAAUGAACACCACAGUGACUCUUUAUAAUAAACAUGAUCAGAAUGAUAUUCAGACUUACACUGAGUUGGUGGAAGAUAGUCCAUGGAAGCUUAACUUUGAUAAAUUCACUCCAGGUCAGGAGUACUGCGCUGUGGCUCACUUUGCCUCCUCUCCCCUCUCUAACAGACAGUGUGUCUACAUCCCACUGCUGGAAAUCCCAAACUUUUUCAUCCUGGUCCUGUGUGGUGUCUUCACUGCUCUUCUUCUCAUUGUGGGAUUUAUGCUGAGAAGAUGGUGCUGUUGGUGUGCUUCAACAGAUGUCAGACUCCCUAAAUUGCUGAUGUCUCUUCAGAGUGACGAUCAGGAGGGUUCUGUUAUGGAUGAACCCAGACAGGCAGAUUUUGAAGAAGAGGAUACUAUUGUCCAUCUCUCCAUCAUCUCUCUUAAUGACAUGCUUCCUUCUAACCCCAGCUCAUUUUAUCCACACUUCCACAGUCUUGGGGACCGAUAUUACACCACAGCCACUCUGAAUGACCGGUUGUGUGAUGGAAAUGAUGACACUAAUUACUACUUCAAAGAUGUCGAAACAAAUGGUCUUGCUGAUUGUGCAUCUCCAACUCACUAUCCAUGGCCACGCUGGUCAUCACUUCCUGCUCUCAAAACAGGGGUGGUAUGUUUUCUGGGUAAUUUGCUCCCAUCUGAGGUCUCAGGGAUUCCUUUAAGCUCGGUCAGAGUAGCUGAAGAACAGAUAGCCAGAAUGGAGUCAGAUCAUUCUUUCACAGUACUUCCAACCAUUUAUAGUGACAGGGGUUCAUCUUCAAUUAUCUGCUGACUUGAAUCCAAGAUGCCAUUUUGUUUGUGAGCUUGUUUUCUUAAACCGAUUUCUGAUGAUGGAACAGUGACGGCCAAGAUAUGUAUUCCAAAGUCCAUGAAGCUGUAAACAUGAGCUAACCCGAUGAUCUAAUGGAUACUUCUGAUUGGAUAGUGUUCCUCUGAUUUCUAGGCUUCCAACACCAGACCACGGCCAUGUUCUCGCAAUUAAAAAAUUAAUGGUAAUUUCUUUUUCUUUUUUUUUUUAAUAUGGACCGUUGUUGAGUCAUAACCUUCAUGUACAUAGAACUGGUUAACUCCAGUCAUCUCUGAAACAGCCUCAUGAAGUUAAUAAGACAAAAAAAUUGCUGCUUGUCUUUUUACUCAGAGACCGGAAACUCUGUCCUUGUUAAUGCCAUCUGAGUUUAAGGUCAACUAAUACAAACUUGCAUAUGGAAUCAUUUUAUGUCACCUCAGUGUAUUUUAUGUCUAAAUAAAUCAGAAGGAAAGGCCGUCAAUCUGUUGAUGAAGCUAACACAAUCCAAAGUUGGUGCUGAUUUUGGGAUACAACCAUAAAGCAGUGUGACUCAUUUCAGAAGGCAGUCAUAAAUCCUCAUCUAUUAGUUUUACCCCCUGUGGACUCUCUUCUGCGUAAAUAUCGUGUGUGCCUGUGUGUGUGUUUGGGGAGGGUAGUGGUGGUGGUUGUGGCGCGCGCACACACACACACACACACACACACACACACAGCCUGCUUUAGCCUUUUUUUCCCCCCCUCACUGACUCAUUGUUGCCUGUCCUGGCUCAGUUUUUCAUGGCAACUCAAAAUUCACUGCCUUACUGUGCACUUUGUGCUGAUGCUGGUAUUUUCUAGAAGUGUUGCAAAACCAAAAUUAGGCUCUAAGGAACAGAGGUGACUUUUAGGUGAUUCCUGUUACUGUGUACGGCUUACACUGUAAUGUCUUUCACCCAUUUAGUCUUCAUGAGUCUGAGCUGCUGUCUGUUUGCUUUAUGCCAAGUAAACCGGUGGCAAGAGGUGCAACAGCUUAGCCGCUAUGUAGUUUGACAGUUUUUUUUUUUGUGUGCCAUCUAUGAUUCUGAUGAAACCUGUAGUGUCUGAGUCCUUCAUUAAUAUAAGCAAUAAUCAAGAAUAAAGCUGUUCGGUUUCAUUGCUGCAGUUUUAAAUGUCAAGUUUCAAGUUGACCAAAGUGAAAAGCGUGUGAAAGUGUGCUGCUUUAAUGAAGCCACAACCCACAGCCCUGUAAGCGCGCACAGAGAAAAAAAAAAGACCGAUGGCAAAAAGAGUGAACAUUGGUGAGGAAAACCCCGAUUUGAGGUUUUGCACUGAUCACGUAUGUGUGUUAAACACCUUAAAACAUUUUAUAAUACACAGAAAGAAAUAAUUGCCGAUUUCUUAAAUACUAAGUUUUUACUAUCUGUAAAUAUUUCUUUGUUUUUUUAAUAUUAUAACAUUAAGCAAUAGAUAAAAAAUAUUAAACAGCAAUCAAAACAAGACUAUUGAAUUCCUGAUACAGCUGUGAGCAAAAUGGUCAAGAUAUUCUUUGUUUUAUAUAAUAAAAAAAAAAAAACAACCCAAUAAAUAAAAACCUUUUCCAACUUAAUAAUAGGUUUAUGCGUUCUGAAUUCUUUCUAUCUGGGGCAUGACUCACUUUGCUUCGGUACCGGCUCAUGCAGAGUCUGAUGCAAAGUUGCAGGCAGAAGGAUGAAGAGUCUGAGG